This is a messenger RNA of Mustela erminea (ermine), 1900 nucleotides long. RefSeq names its product UL16-binding protein 2-like. The transcript has 5 exons. Gene Ontology annotation, cellular component: external side of plasma membrane. NCBI's taxonomy places the organism in Eukaryota, Metazoa, Chordata, Mammalia, Carnivora, Mustelidae. Gene Ontology annotation, biological process: antigen processing and presentation of endogenous peptide antigen via MHC class Ib; immune response; positive regulation of T cell mediated cytotoxicity. The record is from RefSeq and is a predicted model, not a curated record. The coding region runs from base 258 to 1331 and encodes 357 amino acids.
UCAAUUAAGCGUCUGUCUUUGGCUGCGCCCAGAUGCGGAAUUCUGGGGUUGAGCCCGCCUGAGUACCACCUUCGCCCCGCCUCCAGCACCCAGAGCGCCUGGAGCACAGGUAAAUCACUCCUCCACUCCCUUCUGAAUCCCUCCUGGGAAGCUCGCGGAGCUUGCGAGCACGGGAGCAGCCACCGACCCGCCUGGGGCUCCGCCCCGGGGCUCCGCCUGGCAAGUCCGCGAGCCUCUCCUCCGCGGCCGCCAGCUCCAUGCUCCCGCGCCCUCUCCUCUCUCUCUCUCAAAUAAAAAAAGAAGAAGAUUGGAAGAAACAUUGCGAAGUUUCUCCUGGACCUGCCGAGAUGCAGUCCCACCCGUGUGAAACAGACGUGAACUCCGGCGAACCUCGGGCCCGGCUGCAGGAAGCGCGCCCCGGCUCCCGGCCCGCGGGUUCGUUCAGAAGCCGCCGCCGGCUCGGGGUCGCCGCGGAGCCCACGGGAGCCACCAAGUUGACGUGGUGUUUGCGGCUCCCGUUUCUGCUACUGAUUCUCGUGCGCAAGAUCAAGGCGGCGCCAGCCGAGUUGGUCGUGGGCGAGACGCCGGGCGGAGGAGAGACAGCUGCUCUCUCGCUUUCCUACAAUUUCUCCAUCACAUCUCAGCCCAGGCCUGGACCAUCAUGGUGUGAGAUUCAAGGCCAGGUGAAUGGAAACAAGUUUCUUUCCUAUGCCUGCGGGAGCAAGGAGGUCAAACCUGUUGGUUCUCUGGGGAUGAAGCUGAAGGACACAGCAUUCUGGGACACACAGAGGGAACCUCUGAAAGACCUGGAGGAAGAGCUCAGAAAGAAACUGCUGGACAUCAAAGCAGAAAUUUUCACUAAAAGCGAUUCUCUCACCAUGCAGGGCAGGCUCAUGUGUGAGCGUGGGGCCGACGGACACACCAGAGGAUCCUGGCGGUUUGCCUUCAAUGAGCAGUUCACCUGCCUCUUUGACCCGGAGAAUAGGAAGUGGACAGUGUUUCCUCCUGGAGGCCAAUGGUUCAAGGGCACGUUGGACAAUGACGGAAUGCUGACCAAGCUCCUCAUGGGGACCGCAAACGGAGACUGUAAGAGCUGGCUCCAGCAUGUGUGGGAGCGCUGGGAUGAAACGCAGGAGACCACAGUGGCACCAACCACGUGGCAAGACUCGGCCCCGACCAGGAACAUCAGGAUGGUCAUUGUGAGCUCUGUAGUCGUUGUUGCCAUUGUCGUCAUUAUAAUUUGCAGUCAUCAAAAAUCAACACCUGUGUGGAACUUCUUUAGAAGGACAGGCUGCCAAGGCUACCAAGAAGCCCCUGAUAGUGGGGACUAGCUGAGAGACUCUGCUUCUGGGCCAGCUGCCUUUGGAUGAGCUGCUGUUCAUCAUUAGACCAAAAGCACUUCUAAGUUUACAAUUCCAGAGACUUCAGUCCAAUGACCUGGUGCAGGACACAGAACCUCCCAUGUUCCUUCUUGCAUUUCGUGCCUCUCCUAUUCAGCACUUUCCACUGGCAUAUUCUAUGCCGUUUCCUGCCGGUGCUAAGUGAUGGAAUUCCUGCACUGAAAUUUUAGAUAUUUGACAAAGGAAUCUCAACAAAGGGAACAUUUUCCAUCUUGUCCUUUGACUGUGCAAUAUCGGAUCCUUCUCUGUAAGAGGACCAUGUCCUUGCAGACAGUCAGUACAGGUCACAGCCACUGCCACGAGGACAGGGAUAGACCCCGUCUAUUGUUUGAAUAUUGUUUGAAGCUAUAGAAUGAAAAAGAUAUUGUUUGAAGCUAUGGAACUUCAGGGAUUUUUUUCUGUGUCCUAAAAACAACCUCAUUGACUUUUAAAUGGAAUAACAUUAUAUUUGUGGCUGAUUUCUACAGUAAAUUAUGACCAUGUAUGUAUACCUAAAUCUA